Molecule: messenger RNA, 1268 nt
Organism: Phymastichus coffea
Lineage: Eukaryota; Metazoa; Arthropoda; Insecta; Hymenoptera; Eulophidae
Gene: Ak1
Product: adenylate kinase isoenzyme 1
Exons: 3
Coding region: 65-1057 (330 amino acids)
Biological process (GO): nucleoside triphosphate biosynthetic process
Cellular component (GO): cytosol; cytoplasm
Molecular function (GO): ATP binding; AMP kinase activity
Source: RefSeq, a predicted model, not a curated record
CCAGGCCGCCGGCCGUCUCGGCUGAAGGCUCGCGGCCAGCCAGCGACGCGCGCGCCGGGGAUCGAUGGUGCGCGCGGCGCGGCGCGGCGCCUUCGGCUGCUUGGAGGCGCGCCAGUCCGCCGAGGAGCGCCGAGCCGACCGCACACCUCCGCCGCCCCGUCCCUUGCGAUUCCCACGGCUGCGCGCUCACUGCCGUAAGUAUCCGCGGACCGCCGAGCACUCGCCGUCCGCUGGCGACGUCGGCGACGUCGGCGACUCGGUCGCGGCUCGCGGCGAUCGCGAGCGGUCCGAUCGAUGCGACGCGGCGGCCCGCGACGGCCGCGGCAAUCUAGUUCAAGGUGGCGUCGUCAGACGGCCACGCGCGCAAAUUUCGAAAACACUCGAAGAUCACGCGGCUGGCCGAGCGUUGCCAAUCUCGUCACGGCUAACCUCUCACGCCUCGAUGUGCGAGUGUGCCCCCAGGGGUAGCGCGACGAGAAUGAAGACCAUCUGGAUAAUCGGCGGCCCGGGCUGCGGCAAGGGCACCCAGUGCGAGAGGAUCAUCGCCAAGUACGGCUUCGCGCACCUAAGCAGCGGCGACCUGCUCCGGGAGGAGGUCGCCAGCGGCAGUCCCAGAGGCGCGGAGCUGCAGGAGCUUAUGUCCAAGGGACUCUUCGUGCCGACGGACGUCGUGCUGACCCUGAUCAAGGAGCGCAUCGCCAAGGCCCGCUCGGAGCAGCCGUCGCUGAGGGCCGUGCUGGUCGACGGAUACCCGCGCGAGCUCGAGCAGGGCCUGCAGUUCGAGAAAGACGUGAGCGCCGUCGACCUGAUCAUCUUCUUCGACGUGCGCAACGAGACGCUCGUCGGCCGGCUGCUAGGCCGUGCCGCCGCCGCCGCGGUCAAGCGGGACGACGACAACGAGGAGACCAUCAAGAAGAGAAUUGAGAUCUUCAACGAGAAGAAUGGCAAGAUCGUCGAGCACUACAAGGACAAGUGUCUCAAGAUUAACGCGGAGGGCAGCGUGGACGACGUCUUCUCGCAGGUGUCGCAGGCCAUUGACAAGUUGCUCGCUUCAUAAAUCUCUCGGUCGUCAAUCAUCGUAUUUCCGGCACUAAAGAAACGGCGCCACACUGAUUACGCUUAUUUAGAAAAACGCAAAGGUCUACAUCGUUCAAACGUUUGGGAAACCUGUGUACAUACGUAUGUUUCUUAAGUUCGGCCUGGUCGUAGUACAAAAAUCUAUUGUGUAAGUUGAAAAAACUACGCUGACAAUAAAAGCGCGCAAGACA